AUGAAGUUGAACAUCUCCUACCCUGCCAAUGGCAGCCAGAAGCUGAUCGAGAUCGAGGAUGAGCGUAAGCUCCGCGACUUCAUGGACAAGCGCAUGGGCGCUGAAGUUGCCGGUGACAACCUCGGCGACGAGUUCAAGGGCUACAUCUUCCGCAUCACUGGCGGUAACGACAAGCAGGGUUUCCCCAUGAAGCAGGGUGUCAUGCACCCUACCCGUGUCCGCCUCCUGCUCUCCGACGGCCACUCCUGCUACCGCCCCCGCCGCACCGGUGAGCGCAAGAGAAAGUCCGUCCGUGGCUGCAUCGUCGCCAUGGACCUUUCCGUCCUCGCUCUCGCCAUUGUCAAGCAGGGCGAGCAGGACCUCCCCGGCCUGACCGAUGUCGUCCACCCCAAGCGCCUCGGCCCCAAGCGUGCCACCAAGAUCCGCCGAUUCUUCAGCCUCAGCAAGGAUGACGAUGUCCGCAAGUACGUCAUCCGCCGUGAGGUCCAGCCCAAGGGCGAGGGCAAGAAGCCUUACACCAAGGCCCCCAAGAUCCAGAGACUGGUCACCCCCCAGCGUCUGCAGCACAAGCGCCACCGCAUCGCCCUCAAGCGCCGCCAGUCCGAGAAGGUCAAGGACGAGGCCGCCGAGUACGCCUCCCUCCUUGCCAAGCGUGUCUCCGAGGCCCGUGCCCAGAAGGCCGAGUCCCGCAAGAGAAGAGCCUCUUCCAUGCGCAAGUAA
Molecule: messenger RNA, 720 nt
Organism: Neoarthrinium moseri
Lineage: Eukaryota; Fungi; Ascomycota; Sordariomycetes; Amphisphaeriales; Apiosporaceae
Exons: 4
Coding region: 1-720 (239 amino acids)
Biological process (GO): translation
Cellular component (GO): ribosome
Molecular function (GO): structural constituent of ribosome
Source: RefSeq, a predicted model, not a curated record